Molecule: messenger RNA, 1054 nt
Organism: Drosophila eugracilis
Lineage: Eukaryota; Metazoa; Arthropoda; Insecta; Diptera; Drosophilidae
Gene: Rrp4
Product: exosome complex component RRP4
Exons: 2
Coding region: 101-997 (298 amino acids)
Biological process (GO): nuclear polyadenylation-dependent rRNA catabolic process; exonucleolytic trimming to generate mature 3'-end of 5.8S rRNA from tricistronic rRNA transcript (SSU-rRNA, 5.8S rRNA, LSU-rRNA); TRAMP-dependent tRNA surveillance pathway
Cellular component (GO): cytoplasmic exosome (RNase complex); nuclear exosome (RNase complex)
Molecular function (GO): RNA binding
Source: RefSeq, a predicted model, not a curated record
AGUCCGGAACCAGUUCUACGGCGCGCGUGUUUUGCCAGCUGUUCUUCAUUUACCUCGCUCAAAUUUAAUUUUUUGUUUACCUCGUGAAUUGGAAUCCGAGAUGUCCACAAAUGCAGCAAUAGAACUGGCCCUGGAUCGGGUGGACUGGCGAGACCUAGCUGCCCACGCAGAUAACCUUCCCAGGGUCUACACUCCCGGAGAAGUGCUGAUGCCGGAAGCGGGAUUCAUGCGUGGUCACGGAACCUUCGUGGAGGACGAAAACAUAAAAGCCUCUGUAGCAGGAGUGAUUCAGAAGGUAAACAAGCUCAUAUCAGUGCGUCCCCUGAAGAGUCGGUAUGUGGGCGAAAUCGGAGACGUGGUGGUGGCACGCGUCAGUGAGGUGCAGCAAAAGCGCUGGCGAGUAGACACCAACUCCAGGCUGGACUCCGUUCUUCUGCUCUCCUCGGUGAAUCUUCCGGGAGGUGAACUCAGGCGGAGAUCCGCGGAAGACGAACAGAUGAUGCGGCGCUAUCUGGACGAAGGAGAUCUCAUCUCUGCGGAGGUCCAGAACAUCUUCGAGGAGGGAACCCUUUCCCUCUACACACGCAGUUUGAAGUACGGAAAACUGUCGCAGGGCAUCCUAGUUAAGGUUUUUCCCGCUCUCGUCAAGCGGCGCAAGAUGCACUUUCACAAUCUGCCCUGCGGCGCCUCCGUGAUCCUGGGUAACAAUGGCUACAUCUGGAUAUCACCGACCAAAGGUCAAGAGCAGGAGGGUGGCGAGGGAGGAUUCGCUCAAAAUUUGAACGAGCAUAUACCGCGAGUUGACCGGGAAGUGAUCGCCCGGUUAAGAAACUCCAUCCUGGCGCUGGCUAAGUGCAAGUUGAUGAUCUACGACACCAGCAUCCAGUACGCCUACGAGGAGUCCCUCAAGUACGAGGCCCACGAGCUGCUCCAACAAAAUGUCAUCUACGAUAUUGGCGAACAGACGCAGGCUCGACUGAGGGACUCCGAUGAUUAGUUUGAGGAUUAGAAAUACGAUAAAUAAAUACAGCUUAUAUUUUUUCUAUUUCGAAAA